This is a messenger RNA of Monopterus albus (swamp eel), 2595 nucleotides long. RefSeq names its product CDC42 small effector 2 (gene cdc42se2). The transcript is spliced from 5 exons. The record is from RefSeq and is a predicted model, not a curated record. Bases 285 to 515 code for a protein of 76 amino acids. Lineage: Eukaryota; Metazoa; Chordata; Actinopteri; Synbranchiformes; Synbranchidae. Gene Ontology annotation, molecular function: small GTPase binding. Gene Ontology annotation, biological process: regulation of Rho protein signal transduction. Gene Ontology annotation, cellular component: plasma membrane.
GUAGUUCCUGGGUUUUUUUUUGCAUUCUUUAGCUUUCAGUCGAGCCAUCCGCUUUUACUCUGGUAAACCGGUCGCUGUCUGGAGUGUGCUGCCCUGUGUUUGGAGACCAGUUCUCGUGCCAAUAGUUCACCCCAGAGAAACCAGUGGUGUGUGUUUCCUGUGUGUGUGUGUGUGUAUGUGUGUGUGUGUGCGCGCAGCUCUGGUAACACUGAACAGGAAGACAGACGCAGAGCAACGUCUGGAGUGAGAGAGGAAACUGCUGUGGGUUCCGCAUCGGCCUCAGAAUGACUGAGUUCUGGGUUUGUUUCAGCUGCUGCAUUGCAGAGCAGCCACAGCCUAAGCGGCGGCGACGGAUUGAUCGAUCCAUGAUCGGCGAGCCAACAAACUUUGUUCACACCACACAUGUAGGCUCUGGCGACAUGGGCCUGGGUUUGGCAGCGGUGGACCUUGUUCAGGCCCAGAUGAAGUCUAAAGGGGGCUACACACACGGAGGGUCUGAAGGUUCGCAGUUGUAACAAGCCCUCUUGUGGAAACUACUGUUGUUGAUAUGAGGAAUCCUUUUUAAAAAGCAGUUCUGUCUAUAAUGGAUGCAGGACCAAAAGAUGAAACUACUGCUUUUUCAUAAUGUUGUGUAUAUAUUUUUAUUUUCCAUUCUUUCUUUUUUUUAUGAAAGCACUGCUAUCAUUUGCUGCCAUACUGUUGCACUGUAAAGAUUAACUGCUAGAAGUCGGUAAAGGGGGUUUAGAAAGCUCAUAAAUGUCAGUGAGACGGAUGCUUGUGUGCGUGUAUGAGGACGAUAUUUUCCAUUGUAGCCCAUUUGGAUGCCUAUAUUUAUUAUCUGAUGUGUAAACGGACCUCAUGGUGGCUGGGCCACGCUGGAGAUUUGGAACAUUCAGCUUCCGUCUUUACUCUCAGAGGUUUAUCAGAGGACAGGUAGCAGAUAACAAGGCAAAAUGCGAUGUCUUCACUGUUCAUUCUCUGAGUUACUUUCAGGGUUGAAGAUCGCUGUUUUGUAAUAAACUUGAAAUGUGUCGAGUACACUGGACCACUCACACUUGCUUAGGAAUUUGGCAUUGAGUUCAGCUUUUUUUUUUUUUUUUAAUAUACUCAUUUAGAUUAAAUCAUAGAAUUUUAAUAAACUAUGACGUUCAUAAUCUGCCUUGUGAAGUCAUGUUCAUUUGUUUUACUAGUGUAGUUUGUACCAAGCUUACUGGUUUCUAGAGACUCAUUAUCUUCUUUUCAAAGGAUGUGCACCAACUGUAGAUUAAGAAUCAGUUUGGACAAAGCCGGGUUGCCACUGCGCACACCGCCACAGGUGUGGGUUAGGCUUGCAACACUUAGUUUACCUUUUACCAUCACAUCCUUUCUGGUUCAUUGCAUCUGCUUUUCUUUGCCAGGACAGUUUGUGUUACAUUCUGUCUUGUCACAGUGUCUUGGACAUUAAAUAAUUUUUUUAAGUUAUUUUUCGGCAGAGAUGAUUUUGUCCUCGGAGGUCUCAGUAGUUUUGUGCUUCUUCGAAAAUCCAAACACAAACAUGGUACCCAGUCCAUUCAGCCUAAUUGGACCCACUUUAGCAGCAGUGUUAAGAGAUGUUUUCAUGUGAUGCCAACAUAAUUUUGUCUAAAAUGUUUAUUAUGACAAAGUGUUAAACCUCCUUCUCACCCACUACUGACAUUCAGUUGAGUUAUUUCUACCUGUUUAUUGUAGCUGGGAUAAAUAAAUGCAGCUAUUAUUGCCUGAUUGUUGUGGUUGUCAGUUAUGUUAGUGAUCAGACUGGAGUUAAAAUCCCUCUUUAUAUCCUGGCAGGUGCCAUUUCUCAUCCCUCAGUACUGUAAUCCACAUGUCUGAACCAGGCUCUUUUGAAAAUAUAAAUGACAAAGGUCAGAGGCCUGGAUCUGUUAAUGUAUGUGAUUGUUUGUCCUCCAUGUUCAUCUUGUGAUUCUGCCACAGAAUGUGAAGUUAAUCAAAGGUCUAUGAAGAUUAGUGUGAAACAGUUUAUGAUACACAAUGGAUUAUUGGCUGUUGGUACCAGGCAACAUAAAAUACUGGAUAGAAGAAGCCUCACAGACAUAGCCACAUUAUUUAGUCUAAAGCUGCUGAUAGCCACUCUCCCAACAUUUAUUCACAGAUUUAACAAUGUGAUUCAUCAGGCUGAGACACUGUCACAGAGAGCUGAUGUUAAGUGUUUCUGUAGUCAUUCCUGUGUGAAGAAACAUCCACGUAUGUGUAGCCCACUUAGUUUUCCCAGGUCCUGGCUAAAUGCUGUGGCAUGUGCAGACAUGCUGGGGCUGCAGUACGUUAUGUGACCAACAGGCUAGUGCUCGUGGACUUGUUGAAUGUGACUUUAAAAAUGUUUCCUCCGGGGAUUCCUGUCACAGGACUUGUUAUUAUGAUGAUGCUGUAAAUGUGUAACAUAAAAUGAAUGGAUCCAUGGUUUAUAUGUAUUCAGGGUCAUACAUAUUUUUGGUUACUUUUCUGUAUACCAUUGCAGGGAAGGUAGAGGCAGAGCAGCAUUGUUUUUCUCAGGAUCUGCUGAUAUGUAGUUCCCACUUUAAGGGAAUGUUAUCUGCCUUUUUCCUGCAUUUUCAGAAUAAA